This is a messenger RNA of Aspergillus oryzae RIB40, 906 nucleotides long. RefSeq lists its product as uncharacterized. The record is from RefSeq and is a predicted model, not a curated record. The transcript has a single exon. The coding region runs from base 1 to 906 and encodes 301 amino acids. Lineage: Eukaryota; Fungi; Ascomycota; Eurotiomycetes; Eurotiales; Aspergillaceae.
AUGCGAUAUCUCAAUUUCACAAAUAUCCAAUACGGAACGAGCCGUCGUUUCCAGCCUCCUAUUCCCCCACCGGUGAACAGUACCAUACAGACUGCAGGGGCAUACAACAUUCGAUGUCCGCAGGGGCAGCCGGCAUGGCUGAGUCUGUUCGGGCAGCCGGUUGGAAACCUCACAGGAGUACCUCCAGUCACAAUAGCAGACCUCCCUCCCGUCGAUCCCAGCACCAGUGAGGACUGUUUGUACUUGGACGUCUUCGUGCCAGAAGACGUUUUCCAAGCAAAGGGGGAUUAUAAGUCUUCAGUAGUCAUUUGGAUUCACGGCGGAGGAUACGUUGGGGGAUGGAAGUCUCUGUAUGGCCCUGGACUCGGUCUGAUGGAGACGGCGAAAAAGGAAGGCCGUGAUGUAAUCUUCGUUUCUAUUAAUUACCGCUUGGGAUUAUUUGUGAGUGGCCAUUAUCUUGAACUAAUUCUGCCAUUGAAUACUAACUGUUUCCGUCGACAGGGAUUCCUGGCCGAUCCUGAUUCUAGUGACAUUACGCGCAAUCUAGGGCUACAGGAUCAGUUGUUUGCAUUAAAAUGGGUUCAUAAAUACAUCCACCUCUUUGGUGGCGACCCCAAUACCAUCACCGUGAUGGGUGAGUCCGCUGGAGGAGGCUCGAUCAUGUACCAUCUCACCUCUGGCAAUGCCUCCUACCGACCAUUAUUCCAACGGGCCAUUGUCCAGAGCCCUUUCACCAUCAAUAUUCCUGCCAGAAUGCAGAGGAGCACAUUGCAAGAAGUGUACCAACGAGCAAAUGUGACUUCUUUCGAGGAGUUGAAAGGUCUAUCAACGCAGGCAUUGCAGACUGCCAAUGCACUUGUUGUGGGCAAUGCAAAGCCAUAUGGAACAUUUGUUUUCGGUGAGUAG